AGACUUAGUUAGUUGCCCUUAUAAAAAAGGAGUAACACGAUACAAUUAAUACUUUUACAGAAUAGACUACACAUAUAAUUCUUUGGCCAGGUAUCGAAACCAGGAUCUCUGAGAUAAAUGCCGUGAUCAUAAACCACUUAGCUCCGUCGCGGUAUUUAAUAUAAGAGAUUCUUUUAAAACUUACAAAUUAACGGCUAGGAGCUGUUAAUUAACUGGAAAAGUUUUGCCGUUUGCGUAAUGCAAAGUCCUAAAAAUACAAAUCUAUCAACUUGCAAAUUUACGUGCCAGGAAAUUGUAUUAAUGUAUUUUGCGCCAUGGUAUCGUUGUUUAUCUAUAUAAGGAUUAUUUAACAAACACAUCUGAAAGUUUCAACACUAAUUAUUUCAUUCAUCAUUAAAAAUGGUAAACUGGAAGCUUAUUGGUGCUUUGGCUUUACCAAAUGUUGGUGGGUGGUUAAGUGCCCUUACAAUGGCUGGUCAAGUUCGCAGCCCUACAGGCAAAGCAUGGUAUGACCAUUUGAAGAAACCUUCUUGGAAUCCACCAAAAUGGGUGUUUGGUCCAGCAUGGACAGUUCUGUACACAGGCAUGGGAUAUGCUUCAUAUUUGGUUUAUGAAGACUGUGGAGGAUUUACAGAUGAUGCUUUAGUACCACUCAGCCUGUUUGGUGCACAGUUAUUAUUUAAUUGGACAUGGUCACCAGUGUUCUUCAAAUAUCAUAAAAUUGGAUUGGCUUUCCUCCACAUGAUAGCUCUAGAUGUAGCUGCAGGUGCUUGUACAAUCAGCUUCUUCAAUGUUAACAAAAAAACAUUGUACUUUAUGGCACCAUAUCUUUGCUGGCUCGCCUUUGCAUCAUGCCUUAACUACACAAUAUGGAAAUUGAAUGAGAAUGUUCCUAAAAUCCCCAAUAAAGAUAACUAGAGCUAAUGUGUAACAUAAAUAGCCAGUUGCACAAAUAUUAUUAAAAAUAUUUACUAAAAUACCAACCAGUUAUCAAAAUUCUUAAUAAUAAAAUAAUUUUUGAAACACAUUUUAUAUAUUGACUACUAUUAAGAAACUAUAUUUACACAUUGUUAUUAUAUUUUUGUUGUAAGUGCAAAUUAUUUUAAUAAAAUAUGUAUUUACUUUGA
Molecule: messenger RNA, 1127 nt
Organism: Pieris napi
Lineage: Eukaryota; Metazoa; Arthropoda; Insecta; Lepidoptera; Pieridae
Product: translocator protein-like
Exons: 4
Coding region: 400-918 (172 amino acids)
Cellular component (GO): mitochondrial outer membrane
Source: RefSeq, a predicted model, not a curated record